UGCUGCCAUUUGAGCAGCUCUCUAUGUGUAUAUGUACAAUAGUGACCAGGUUACAAGGAAACUAAUGCAGGCACAGCUUCCGCCGCCUAGUUAAAAAAUAGUUCCUAAAGAAAACACAACGCACGCAGGGUUAUGAGAAACCCCACAGCUUUGCGAGUGUUCAGCCGAAUUACAUCACAGUCCGCCGUCACGAGGAGAUGGCAACCUGCGUAAAGCAUACAAUGCUCUUGCCACUAGGGACUUCAGCUUCUGAGCGCUUUCUCUUUGACACCAACUUUUUAAGUCGCCAAUUUAGCAGUCAAGUCAGCUGACAAGAUAGUCGGUACUACUUCUACACCCAGAAGAAGAGCUUUUCAUAGAGAACCAAUAGAAGACCGAAUAAUCAGGCAUUCUCCGCCCACCUUCGUCACAGUGGCGUGGGGAGGUGUGUUUGCCGGUUUCAGCUGAGUGGGUGGAACAAAUGGGCAGUCGGAGGUAUUCAGUUGGGGAACAUGACAGGAGAACCAUUAAUUGGACAGGACUGAAGGCUGCUUCUGCUGCUGACAGUGUAGAAGAUCAAGCUGUGCCAACCAUGAGGCUUAUUGGCAGGGCAGGUCGGGAGAGUGCCACGUUGGCUUUAAGUGUUUCUCCAGAUUCAGCUUUGGGCUCUGUCCGACAGAAAAAGAGUAAAAAACGCCUUGCAGAGUUGAAGUCAUUCAGUUUAGAAGAACCCCUUCAUGGAGAUGUGGGAGAGAGAGGAACCUUGACCAGGUCAAAAACAUAUGACCCACCCUCACCUCUGAGAUCUGAUCACAGCUCUUCAGUGGAAAGACGCAGAUCCAUUACUACCAAUUUACCAAAGCACAAUAUCACUUUCCACAGGAUAUUUCAAGAUGUCACCAAGGAAGAGGAACUAAAAGAUAGCUUCUCUUGUGCCCUCCAGCGUGAAGUUCUUUACCAAGGUAGACUCUAUAUUUCCUCCAACCACCUAGCUUUCUACUGCAACAUGUUGCGGAAGGAGAUUAAGAUAUUAAUUCCUGUCAGUGUAAUCAUUGUUCUGAAAAAGGCAAAUACAGCUCUACUAGUACCCAAUGCUCUCAGUGUAAGAACUGCGGAAGGAGAAAAGUAUCUGUUUGGAUCUCUAAGGAAUAGGGAGCUUUGUUAUCAAGCUGUCCGUGCAGUAUGCAGCAACUUACAGGAUGGCAGUGCUUGCAGCACCCCUUUGUCAUACUCAGGAGAGGCAAGUUUUGAGCAAAGCAAGGUUUUGAAUUCUAGCCACUCUGAUCUUGAACAGAACCGUCAGGAAUCGGACAGCACAGAUAUUUGCCCUACUGGUACAGAUGUUCAUUUUGAGAAACAAAUCCUGGUGAGAUCCGUUUCUAGUGAAGUGGAUGCAGUAACCUUGAGCCCCUGGAUAAAAAGGUUUUGCUUUUACUGGUCUCAUCCGGAUACAUUGGUUUGCGGAUUAUGGAGCUGGAAAAUCAACUAAGCAUUAUGGGAGCCUGGCCAAAUGGAGAAGAUAUUCAAGGGCUACAGGAUAGUUGAAUUUACAAGAGUACAAGUACAAGAGUUUGUAAAAUAUCAUUCAGGAUCUCUGCCGGCCAGAGGUGAAGAACAGGCUCCAUCAACAUGAGCUCAAUGAUGCUUCUGCACUUCAGAUGAUAUAAUCUAUUGUGAAAAAGCAGUGGUCAUCUUUCUAAAGGGCCAGGGUGAGAUGAUGACCCCAAAAAGAUAUAAAGAGGUUCUCAGCACUUUAUUCCCGCAGCACCACCAGGAUUAAUGACAAUCACUAAAACAUGAUCUAAAAGGAGAAAAGGGGAGGUGCACAACACAUUUCAAUUUGAUGUUUGCUGCCCCCCAUUUAUGAAACUAGAUUGUACAUCAGGUUUCAACACAUACUUUUGUAAAAAAAAAAAAAGUGUGCAUAUGAAGGAGAAGUUAAUUACAUCCAUUCCCUGUAUUCUGUUUUUUUUUGUGUUUUUUUUUUUGUGGGCAAGCCUCACAGGAUGGGGAAAAUAGGAGAAGAAAAUGUUUGCCAGGUAUUGUUGCUGGAAUCCUAACAGGAUGUUAAGGAUUCCAUUUAUGCUUGGUUUUAUGGGCAUCUCCUAACAAAUUGUUAUACAAAGUCUGUACAGUACCUGCUACAAGGGAAACAAUUAUAGAGGUUGGUUUGUAGGUUCCUCACACACACAUACAAACAUACGGUCAGUUAUACAUGGUAUGUAUGUUGUGAUUCAUGCUGAUGACCAAAAUGUGACUUGGACAGUGUUAUUUGUACUGGAGAGACUAACAGUUUCAUUUCAGGUUGGCACCAACUCUAAAGGGCUUGUAACAUUCACUAAUGCAUACAUGGUAAACUGAUAAAAUUUAUGUCAGGGGGUUUGUUACUUUGCAGCGAAACGGUUCACUCUACCAAGCAGGAAGUUAGAAGUUAAUAAAUAUGAGAAAAAAAAAACAUGCUGAGGGACUGUACUAAUAUAUUUAUUUAUGCCACAAGAUCAAAACAAUAUUCAGGUUUUCUUUAGCCUAGUCAAUACUCAGUGUGAAAGUAUUUUCCAUAUUGUGGCUUUAUAUAGUGUACAUACAAAAGAGCAAAGCAAAUGAUGUAUUUAUAUUUUCAUGCUGAAAAAAUCAGACGUAUCGGGCAAGGGGCCUGCUUCAUGACACCAAAACCCUGGGCAUGAGCAUGGAGGUGAAAGUGUAGCAUGGUGCAUUUGUGUCUGUCCACAAGCAACCAAGGGAUUAUCCGUUGCAGAUUGUAAUUAUAGGACCCUGUGCACACUGACUGACUGUGGUUGUCUAUGCACUGUUACAUCUGCCAGAAAGCAAUUGGGAUGCACUUGUAUGGCAAGUUUGCACUCUGUUGUCUACUUUGUAAGGGAGCCCUCCAGUCCUAAUGCGCAAAUACACUACAUUUAUAAGCACAGGCUAUCGUUAAAAAAAAUAAAUAUGAAAAAGAAAAUUGUUUUUGUAAACAGUGAACAUACUUGGAUAAUGUAGUAACAUGUAUGCUAAACUGCAUGAGUGUGUCAGAAAAUAUCUGAUUGAAUGCUGCAAGUAACUGCACAUGUCAAAUUAACAUCUCCACAUGUUUAUAUUAAUACAAUAGACAAUCUGGGUUCUUUGGAAGGCAAUGGAGAGUACUUAAGAUGAGUAUAUUAUCAGUGGAAAUGUACUUUACCUUCAGAUUUUUCUGUCAGUUUAAAGAAAAACAUAACCAUGCAUAAUUUUGUAAAAUGUAUGAUAUUUAUAGAUGGGGUGUAUUUCUUACGGUCAAGCAACAUAAUUAGAAUUGUUUCCAUGACAGAAUUGAGAAAUUUGCUUCAGUGCAGUAUGAUUAAAAAAUCAGUAUAUGCCUGAUGAUUAUCAGUAAGCAUGCUCAGGUGCUAGGCCCAGUGCCCAUUAAAUAAGCAGAAAAACAUUGUUUUAUUAUAUGGAAAAGAAGAUGUUCAUAACAUGUUAAUUAUCCAUAUACCCCUUUUGCUAAAAAGACAGAACAUUCGUUCAGGAACAUUCAGAUCAUUGUGAUCUCAGAACACAAAGAAUCACAUUUUAAGUUUAGGACCAAUAAGUUUUUCUUGUAUUUAUCUUGAUUUUUGUAAUAUAAUUUAAUACAUGUAUCAAAAAGAUUUGUAUGCAGGUUAUUUAUGUAUGUUGCUGUGUGUCUUUUUUACCUGAUAAAAUGAUUUUCCUACACUAUAAUAAAUGGAAUUUUAUGUUU
Molecule: messenger RNA, 3700 nt
Organism: Xenopus laevis (African clawed frog)
Lineage: Eukaryota; Metazoa; Chordata; Amphibia; Anura; Pipidae
Gene: gramd2a.L
Product: GRAM domain-containing protein 2B
Exons: 12
Coding region: 461-1468 (335 amino acids)
Source: RefSeq, a predicted model, not a curated record